This is a messenger RNA of Phycodurus eques (leafy seadragon), 2665 nucleotides long. RefSeq lists its product as uncharacterized. The transcript has 4 exons. Gene Ontology annotation, biological process: regulation of transcription by RNA polymerase II. The record is from RefSeq and is a predicted model, not a curated record. Gene Ontology annotation, cellular component: nucleus. Bases 1 to 2649 code for a protein of 882 amino acids. NCBI's taxonomy places the organism in Eukaryota, Metazoa, Chordata, Actinopteri, Syngnathiformes, Syngnathidae. Gene Ontology annotation, molecular function: protein dimerization activity.
AUGGCAGCGAAGGGUGCGCACUGGUCCGAUGCCGAGGUCCGUUGUCUGUUGGAAAUUUGGGCUGACGCCAACAUCCAGAACCUCCUCGACAAGACUCAUAAAAACUCGGAAAUAUUUGCGGAAAUCCGGGACUAUCUGACUGACCGCGGGUAUCACCGUACAGUUGAGCAGUGCCGAGAUAAAAUAAAGAAGCUACGCAUGCGAUACAUCCGAGUCCGCGAAGCGCUUCGGAAGUCUGGAGGCUCUUCUAACGAAAAACUCAAGUUCCACUACUACGACGCCGUCGACGCAAUUCUAGGCUCGAAACUAAGCAGUCACCCAAGUAUUUUCGAGCCGGCGUCUCAGCAGAACAAUGGAGCGGAAACCCCACUGAGCGGUGAGAAUAUAAAAUGUGAACUUGAAGAUAAGGAGGCAGUUCUGCAACUCCUGCAGGACAUUCAGUUGGUUACCCUCCCGGAACCCAGCAGCUCCUCUCAGACAGAGAGUGGAGACCACAGCCAAUCACAGAGCCCUUUGCCUCUCAUCAGUGAUGUCUCCACCUGGACCAGCUAUAAAUCAAAUGCAGAUGCAAAUAGUUAUUCAGGACAUAUUGCUCGCUCCUCCAUCUCUUCCCCAAUACCAGGGUCCUCUGCUCAAGUGACCAAAGCCAUUGCCAAUUUUCUCAUCAUGGAUCUCCAUCCUCCCACGCUGGUAGGCGGUAAAGGCUUCAUCAAGCUGAUCCACUGCCUGUUUCCCUCUUACAAGGAACUUCCAUCCCGUUUCCUCCUUGAGGACCUCCUGACAGAACACCACAGAAAAGUAAAGAAGGGCCUUGCUGAUAUGAUGAGGACAUCUAGUAAUGGAGAAACUGAAAAGAUAUGCGAUUACACCAGGCCAAUAGAGAAUGAGUGCAGGAGACACGGGCGACCUCCCAGACAACAGGGGGAGGUUCCUUACUGUGUCACUUUAAGUGCAGAAGUUUGGGUGCACAUCUGGGAGGGCAAUAAUGAGGGCUAUGUCACACUCUGGGCGCAUUACAUAGACACUAACUUUAAUUGUCACAAUGUCUGCCUGGCAACCCAAAGACUCAUAGAGCGUGUCAUGCCAGACAACAGCCUUCAAAGUUUAGAAAUCCAAGUAAAGAUUAUGGCCCAAGAGUGGGGAAUCGCCCAUCUUAAUCUGGUCUUGCUUGGAGGACAAGGAAGGACCCAAAUGAGACUCCAGCCCAGAAACAAAGAAAAAUGUGCAGGAAGUGACUGUCACCCCAACUCAAUAAUCUUUAUAGAGAAGGAAAAAGCUGUGCCAUCCAAUAAGUCACAGAAUCUAGAAUGCAGUCCUUUAAGUGAAGGGCUACUAUUUGUGCCAUGUUUCUUCAGCGUUGUGCAGAGCUGCAUUGAAGCAGUGAUGUCACACCCCGUCGUCUCAAAGACACUCUCCCAAUUCCAGGGUGUUCUUUUAAUCCUGCUCCAGCCUCCUGGUCAUUCCAGCCCCUUAUUAUAUUCCCAGAGCGUGCUGCAAACAUUGAGCAAACAGGAGCAAAUGGAGUUGAACUCAUGGGCCUGUCACUGUCAACCCAACUGGUAUAGACUCUAUCCUCUGCUGAGCACACUCCUCAAGCAUAAAAGCCUCAUCAUGGAUUUUGUUAAAGAGGCCAAAUGUGAAAACGUACCUGAUGAAGAAACCGCUUCAGCAUCCAGUUCAUUUAACAGUUGUACAAACUCUUCAUCCAGGUCAGCAAAAUCAAACAUGGUGCCAUCACUUUGUGAUUGGAGUAUUGUGGAGGAGUUAAUUUCAGUCCUCAAACCUUUAGAUGUGGCAUGUCAAACGCUUGCUAAAGAAGCCUUCCCACGCUUGUCUUUAAUGAAACCCAUUCUUACUGGCCUGCUUUCCCGCCACCUCGUAUGCCGACCAGGAGACUCAAUAAUUCCAAAGGAGAUGAAGCAGAUGGUGAGGGAAAGGUUGGCGAGUCAUUACAGCAACCCAGAAGUCAACAGGGUUUUAUGUGUGGCCUGUGCCCUUGACCCCCAGUUUCAUGGGCUGGGAUUCAUGGAGAAGACGGAACAAAACAAGACGUUUGAGUGGCUUAAGAAAGACGCCAUCAGGAUAGCGAAGGAGGAGGAUGGGAAGACAGGAAAAAUUAAGAAUUUAAGCUCGAGCAAAAGGAGCCUAUCUGACUCACCAGAGUCAGAGAGUUACUUCUUGAGAAGCAAACGUCUCAAACAGUCUUGCCUGAUCAACCUUAGGGAUAUAGAGGAUGAAGAGGAGGAUGAAGAUGAGAUGGAGUUGGCAGAGCCUGACUCACAAGGUGAGGUGUCUGGUAUAGAGUUCUUGCUCGGGGACUUGUUCUCCACAACCCGGAGGAGGCAGGACACUGUAGAAGAGUCUGUAGACAUAGAAGUAUCAGUGUUCAGAGCUGGGGCAGGGGCUUCAUUGGGAAUCGAGCCCCUGCAGUGGUGGAGGACAAAGGCAGUGCAGUUCCCACUGUUGGCUAAAGUGGCACUGGCCUACUUGGCUGCCCCAGCCGUGGUAGGUGAUAUGGCACGGGACUUUGUGCAGGACAGAACAGGAGCAACCAAGAGGAACAGACACAACAUCUCACCAGCCAGUUUGGACACAAUCCUGUUUCUGCAUUACAACCACAUGCUCACCUCUAACUUCAGUUGCAGUUAGGCAUGAAGAUAUCAAG